AAAGAUGGCAGGUUCCCAUUCGCUAUAAGGCACUUCCUUCACUACUCUCGAAUCACCCAAUCUCCUCUCUGACACUCUACGCUAACGUGUCAUCUUCUAAUUGUAUCCACAGCCCAAACGAAUCCCUGAAUGCAUACCGUAUUCCCCAGGACAGUACCGUCAGAUGGGCACAGUUGUUGGUCGGGGAUUUAAUAAGGAUGCCGAGAAGUUCGCGACACAAGUCGAGCAAGCAUAGCUCGAGAGAGUAUUCAGAUUCGGAGAAAGAUUCGAGCUUGAAAGAGAAGAAGGCUGCCGCGGCGGCGAAAGAGGAGAAUAUUAGUAAUAAUAGCAGUGUUAGGGUUUCGAGCGAGAAGAGAAAGUUAGAUUUGAAGGAGAAUAAGGAAUCUCUAAAUGGGGAAUAUCUAGAGGAAUAUUCUUCGUCUUCGUCGAAGAGGAGAAAGGAGAGAGUCGAGGAAAAUAAUGAUAGAUGGAAUGGUGGAGAGGAGGAGAGAGGGGAGAAGAAGGGGAAGGAGAAAGGGAGUGAGGAGAAGUCGAAGAGUAAGAGGAGGGAUGAGAGUGUGGAGAAGAAGAGUGAAGGAAGGCAUAGGGAGAGUAGUAGAAAGGAGGAGAGGGAGAGGGAGAGGGAUAGGGAUAGGGAUAGGGAUAGGGAAAGGGAAAGGGAAAGGGAGAAGGAGAAAGAGAAGGAUAGGGAGAGAGAGAGGGAGAGGGAGAAGAAAGGAAAGGAGGGGAGGACUGAGAAGGGGAUUGGGGUUGAAGAGUAUUCACGUGGGGGAAAACAAGUUUCUGAAAAAACUGCAAAUGAUCAACUGCAAAGUCCUGAAUCAGAGAACCGUUCUGAUAGGCGAAUUAGGAGAAAGAGAGAUGAUUCUGUUGACGGGGAUAAGCAUCAGGAUGAUUUUGGAGAUGCCAAUGGAAAACGAUUAUCCUCAAGGGAGGAUUUUGCCAAGAAUGGAAAACCAAAGGAUGAGAAGCACAAGGAUGAUAGAUAUAGAGACAAGUACUAUGAAGACAUGGACAGGGAAAAUAGGCAUCGAGAUGAUAAGCAAAGAGAGGAGCGUGGUGCAAGAGAUCACAUUAACAGCAGGUCUGAUGAGAAGCACCUAAGGGAUGAGAAGGAUGGCCCAGAAAUUCGGAAGAAAUCUAAGCCACAAGAGAGUGACCGUGAUCAUGAUCGUGAUUUUGAUGUUGUUCGGGACCGGGACCGUGACCAUGAUCGUAAUCGUGACAGGGACCGAGAGCGUGAUCGUGACCGUGACCAAGAUCGUGAUCAUGAUCGUGAUUGGGAUUGGGAUCGGAAUCGGGACAGAGACCGUGAUCGGGAGCGAGACCGUGACAGAGACCAGGACCGUAAUCUUGACUAUGAUGGGGUGCAUAUUGACGAUCAUUGUGCCAGAUACAAGGGAAGGAAAAGAUCUCCUGAAGAUCGUAAUGACUAUAAUGAUGCUAAAUCCAAAGGUAUAAAGGCACCUUAUACUGAAGUGGAAAAGAAAUCUUUGAGCAGUGGGAGAGUUGAGUCAGAUGACAGGGGAAGGUCUCAAUCACGUCAAGCCCAUCUAGAGAAUAAUGUUAGCAGUAACAGGCGAAGGGCUUCCCCAGAUACCAAUUCACAUGGAGCUGUUGAAGAGUACAGGCAUUUCAAAGCAGAAGAAUCAAAGUACAGGGAUGCUGUGACAGAACAGAGGUCGAAAGCAAUUUCUUCAAGAGAGGCUAUUGAUUUUCCGGCAACAUCAGAGAGGGCUUCCAAGUAUAGGUCUACUGAUAAACCUAUUAAAAUGGAUGAUGGCCAUCCGGGUGAGUUGUCGAUUGAGAGGUCUUCAAGUUCUAGAGUUUCACCCCGGGGCUUGGUUGACAGAUCUCCUUCAUCAAGCCUUGAGCGCAGAUAUGCAAACAGAACUGGUGUCAGGCGGAGUCUUGAAAUUGAAGAAUCAGCAAGGAGGAGAAGUGGUUCCAUCAGUGCUAGAGAUUUGCCUUCUGCUGAGGACAGACUAGGUCGGGAUUUACCUUUGGAGAAGCCUCUAGCAGAUGACUCGAUUCCAGCUGAUUCAUCCUUCUAUAAUAGAGCUAAUCAGAACAAUUCUGCUUUGAUUCCUCCACCUGCCUUCAGGGGUGGAGGUAGCAGCCCAUCUUUUAUGGGCUCACUAGAAGAAGAUAGUAGAGUUAACUCCCGCUACAAGAGAGGUGGUGAUCCCAAUCUAGGAAGAGGCCAAGGAAAUACUUGGAGAGGUACCCCAAACUGGUCGUCGCCCAUGCCAAAUGGCUACAUGCCUUUCCAACAUGGGCCAGCUCACGGAGGUUUUCAAGCAAUGAUGCCUCAUUUUCCAUCUCCACCGCUGUUCAGCGCCAGGCCAUCUAUGGAAAUUAACCACUCUGGGAUUCCUUACCAUAUACCUGAUGCUGACAGGUUUUCUGGUCAUUUGCGCCCACUUGGGUGGCAUAAUAUGAUGGAUGGGUCAGGACCUUCUCACAUGCAUGGAUGGGAUGGAAAUAAUGGUGUGUUUAGAGAUGAACCACAUGUAUUUGGGCAAGAGUGGGAUCAGAAUAGGCAUCAGUUGAAUGGUCGGGGAUGGGAAACUGGCACUGAUAUGUGGAAAGCACAAAAUGGUGAUGUGAAUAUGGACUUGCCAGCAACUUCUGUGAAAGAGGAUUUUCCAGUGCAGGCACCUCAGGAGAAUGUUUUGGCUGGACAAGCAGGUCACCACUCGCAAAAUGAAAAUGUUCAUCAAAAAGUCCAAGCAGAAAUUGUAGAAACAACAUUAGCUGUUGCUUCAGCAAAAGAACCUUCAAAGUCUAUGCCUAAAACUACCCAUGAGAAGCUGCCUGAUCGUCCUAAAGUGCAAAGCAGUGAUGACGGUAGACAUAUUGCCUGUGCUUAUCUUUCUAAGCUGGACAUUUCAACAGAACUUGCCAGUCCAGAGUUGUAUAGCCAGUGUAUGAAUUUGUGCAGCAUGGAGCAGAGUGCAAAUGCUGAUGAUGAUGUCAUUAUGCUUGUAAAUUUGAAGGAUGGUGCAAGAGCAGUGCCAAAAAUUUCCAAUUCCAUUUUCAGUCUUUCACUUCUUCCUGCCCCAAAAGAUUCUGUUUUUCAGAGAGCCAUGGACUACUACAAGAAGCAGAGAGUAGGUUUGAGUUACUUGCCAAUUUUUAAUGGUGGAACAAUCGAUGCUAUUUCAACAUCCAAAGUAAAGGAUGAGCCUAUUGAUGAUGUGCACGACGCGGAGGAGGCAGUUUUAAAUCAGGAUGAAGAAAUGCCUGCUGUGCCGGUGUUGAGUUUAGAUCAGGAGAAAGCUGAAGAUGUUCCAAUUGCUGAUACCCAUGAGUCAUUGGAAGAACCUGUUUCCACUCCUAGCCAGAAGGAACAUGCUCGCAUCCCCUUUGAGGAAUUGCCUUACCAAGCUCCUAGCCAAGAUAGUCCUGAAAAGCCUGUAGAAAUUUCUAAUGGUACUAAGAUUGAUGAGGCGCCAUCUGAGCUUGUAAAUUCAGAAGAUGUGGAGGGAAGCAUUGCAAGCAUUGAUAAUGCACCUCAAACUGUCACCAUUUCACCUGCUGAAGGUGUAGAUGAUAAUUCUUUGCAAUGUGCUGGAGAAGGGCAUGGGUCUGGUGAAGCAAUAUGUGGUCCUUUAUUUUUUUCGGAUGAUUCUCCCAAGGCAUCUGGGACUUUGAUGCUUGGGUCAAAUGAGUCUGAGUCGAAAUUGGUAGAUUUAAAAGGAAUGCAUCGAGGAAAAAGAGAUACAUGGAGGAGAAAUAUGGUAUCCUCUAGAAUAAUGAAUGCGCAGAAGGGGUAG
Messenger RNA from Dovyalis caffra, 3779 nucleotides. NCBI's taxonomy places the organism in Eukaryota, Viridiplantae, Streptophyta, Magnoliopsida, Malpighiales, Salicaceae. The record is from the annotation of a GenBank genome assembly.